Cicer arietinum (chickpea) is the source of this 1256-nucleotide messenger RNA. RefSeq names its product universal stress protein PHOS34. Lineage: Eukaryota; Viridiplantae; Streptophyta; Magnoliopsida; Fabales; Fabaceae. The record is from RefSeq and is a predicted model, not a curated record.
GAAUUUGAAUACGUAAUGAUGCAAAUAAAAAACCAUGUUUGUCCAUUUAUAUUUAAAAAGUAGUUGGUUGAAAUAAUAAUACCCGUGGCAGCAGCCAAAGCAAGAAAAAGGAAAGUCAAAAGAAGGAAGCAAGUAGAGAUAGAAAGACAGAGAGUCGUGAAUCAUCCAAAAUCCAAUCUAUCAGAGAUGUCAGAAUCCGGAAAUCUCAACCUUGUAGUAGUAGCAGUAGAUGGCAGUCAAGAAAGCAUGAAUGCUCUACGCUGGGCUUUACUCAAUCUCAAGCUCAGAUCACCUACGCCCGAUACCACGGAUUCCGCUUCUUUCAUUAUCUUCCACGUCCAAUCCCCACCGUCUAUCGCCACGGGUCUUAAUCCCGGUCCUAUCCCUUUCGGUGGUCCCAGUGAUCUUGAAGUUCCUGCGUUCGCUGCCGCAAUUGAAGCUCACCAGAAACGUAUCACUGAUUCUAUACUUUAUCACGCUUUGGGAAUUUGCUCCCAAUUCAAUCAUACUCAGGCUAAGGUCAGGACCCAUGUGGUUGUUGGCGAACCAAAGGAGAAGAUUUGUGAAACUGUACAGGAUUUGCAUGCUGAUGUGCUUGUGAUUGGGUCUCGGGCUUUUGGCCCUAUUAAGAGGAUGUUCCUGGGAAGUGUUAGUAACUACUGUGCCCACCAUGCUCAGUGUCCAGUCAUUAUCAUCAAGGGAAAGGAUGGUGUUGAUAAGGGAAACUAAUACACUUCUACUAUGAUAUAUUGACUUUUGAUGAUUUGGAACUCUUCUGUUAUAGACUUAACAGCAAAAUGCUACUAUCACUUAAUUUACAAAGUUGCGGGGUUCUGAAACAACUUUGGUUUCAUUGUUUGGGUUCUUAAGGUGAGUUACCACAUUUGAGGUGCUGGUGCUGCACUUGUCCAAUUGAUAAUGUCAAGAGCUUUUCAUGCUAUCGAGUUGCGCAUUUUAUGCUAUUCCUGUGUUGUAGCUAACCUUUGAAGCUUAUAUCGCCAAUGCUGGCCAAGUCCUGCUAUAAGUAUGAGUUGUUGUUGCUGUUUGUGGACAAUAAUGGUGGUGUUGUAUGUGUAAUAUUCUCACAGUUGACGGUGCUUUUCACUUGUGUUGUUCUAUAUUUGGUAGUUGUCGCAAGUGAUUCAAAGAAAUAUAUGAGUUCCAAAAGUUUGUAUUGUUUUUGAAGUUGUAUAAUGUUUAUAAGCAAAUAUUGGAUUACUUUAGCUCUGUUGAAAAUUUGACUUUCUAAGUGUUGA